Molecule: messenger RNA, 1542 nt
Organism: Paramecium sonneborni
Lineage: Eukaryota; Ciliophora; Oligohymenophorea; Peniculida; Parameciidae
Source: the annotation of a GenBank genome assembly
AUGUAAAGUAGAAGCAGUAGCGAAGACAAGAAAGAAAAAAAAAGAAAGCGAAGUAGAUCAUAAAAAAAGGAUAAAAAAAAAUUAAAAAGUAAAAAAUCUAAGGAAAGAAAGUCUAAGGAGAGAAAAAAGUCAGAGAAAAAAAAAUCUAGUAAGAAAUCAGAGAAGAAGAAAAAUAGAGACAAAGAGAAAGAAAAGGAAAAAGAGAAAGAGAGUUAAAAAGAGAAAGAGAAAGAAAAAGAAAAAGAUAAAGACAAUAAUAAGAUGGAUGCAUAAAAAUAAAUUGAACAUGGUGAAACAAAAGAAGUAAAAGAAAUAAUAUCUCUUCUUUAGCAAAGAAUUGCGAGAUUAAAAAAAGAAAGAAGAAAAAGAUCAAGAUCUAACUCUGCCGUCAAACAUUAUUAAAAACAAAUUCUAGCCAACAAUCCCGUAGCUAAAUCAAGUAAUCAGUGUUUUUCAUAUACUAUUUAGAUGCUCUAGGCUAUGAUAAAUAAGAUAGCUUUUGGGAUGGAUUUACUUGGGUACCUAAAACUAAUUUGCACGAUAAAGUUAGAGAAGAUAAAGAAAAAGUAAUGUCAUUGACUAGUAGAAUGAGAAGAAUUCAGAUAUGUAACAUACCAACAGGUUUAACAAAUCGAGAUCUAUAUGCUGAAUUGAGUAGAUUUAUGAAUAGAAAUUACUUAAAUGACGUUGGAAAUGCUAAACCAAUUUUAUAUUGUCAUCUCAAUGAAACAGACCGAACAUGCACUUUGGAACUAUCUUCCGUUGAAGAAUCUAAUCGAAUGCUAAGAUUAGAAGAUAUCAAGUUACUGGAUGAAUCAUGUAAAAUAUUAAGACUUGGUGAUAGUCUUUAUGGUAUCAAAUAGAAUCAUAUUUUAUUUAGGUUAAUCUGUCAAUCAAUCAUAAUUAGUAUAAUAAGCUCAUAACAUGGCUUAAGCAUAAGCAGCCGCCUAUCUUGCUUUAAAAUCUUUCGGUUAUGCCAGAGGUUAGAGGGAAGAAGAUGAAAUUCUGGCUUAGGCAGGUAUCCCAUCCAGGAUUAUAAAGGUUGGAAAUUUCUUAAAUGUUGCUAUGGCAAUUAAUCUAAAUUAAAAUGAAUGGAAUGAAAUGCGAGAAGAUUUAAUUGAAGGUUUUUCAUAAUGUGGUCAUAUAGAAGAUGAUUUUUUUGUAAAACCUUAUUAGUCAGGUCUUGGGGGUAUUUGCUUGUAUUAAAACUUUUAGCGGAAGCAGGUUCUCUUUUUCUAGUUUAUACAACUAUUGAGGAUGCUUAACGCACAGUUAUAUCAAUGUAUGGUAGAACAUAUAAUUAGAGAGCACUAAAAAUUAUUUUUAUUAAUGAAUAAACCUAUAUUAGAAGUUAUAUUCCAUUAAAAUUAAAGUAAUAACCUGAGUCUGAAGAAGUAAGAAUGAAUCAAGAAUAAGACAACUAUGAUAAUGAACAUUUUGAGAGUUCAGAAGACUAUUUAGAAUAGAUGGAUAAUGGAGUUUUAGAGAAUAGUAAUAAAGAUAAAGAAAAUUGAUAUUUUAUAUAUUUAAUAUUUUGUGGGG